UUGAAUUGUGCGUUCAAAUAUUAUUGUUUAGAGUGUUUGAAGUUGUCUUAGAAUGUCGUGUUGAAAAUAAAAACUAGGAAAUAAUGCAAAAUGCCUCGAAGCCCGAAUACCAGUCUGAGCAUAGUACAAAAGUCGCCGAGGGUGAAGAAAUCUCCAAAACCGAAACAGGAAGACGUAUCGCCGAAAAAGAAGGACAACACCAUCAGGUCGUACCUGGUGCCGCCCAGCUACCCGAACCAGGGCGUGGUGUACGUGUCCAAACAUGUCAGGGAGAACGAAUUGCGCAAACUCAAUAGCUUGAAGGAGGACCUGCAUAAUGUCAAAAACCUCCUGGAACAAAUUGACAUCAAUACGCUACCCGAUGGCGGUGUGAAGUACAUAGAGCGUCUCACGGGACUCGAGGCGGAGGUUCGACGCCAGGGAGACAAGGUCGCCAAUAUGAUCGUAGAGCCAGAGAACCCAACUGUCGACGAUGUUAAGAACGAUGGCUUCGAAAAGGGUCUCACUUGGGACGAAAUACAGAAAGCCAGUAAUGCGGUGCAACCCAGGAUGUUCGGCAAACAAGCGAUGUCGACUCACAUGGCCGAGCGGAACCUGAUCCUGGAGCGGCUGCGCGACCUGCACGAGUCCCUGGCGUCGCGGCCGCCGGAGUCGGAGCUGGCGGCGGCGCCGGCGGGCGUGGCCACGCGCCUCAUGCCGCACCAGCUGCACGCGCUGGCCUGGCUGCGCUGGCGCGAGACGCAGCGCCCCGCCGGCGGCAUACUCGCGGACGACAUGGGUCUCGGCAAAACGAUAACAAUGAUAUCGCUGAUAGUGAGCGACAAGGAGAAGAACAUAGACGAUGAUGACUCCGACGACGAGCGACCUGGGAAAGGGGGCAAGUUGCAUUCCGGAGGCACGCUGGUCGUCUGCCCAGCAUCCCUGAUGCAGCAGUGGGCCGGGGAAGUGACCCGGCACUGCGCCCCGCAUGCCCUGCGCGUGUUGUUGCACCACGGACCUUCGAGACCCACGCAGCCGCAGCGACUCGCCGGGUACGACCUCGUCGUCACCACGUAUAACAUACUGCAGAGGGAGGAUGAGAAGACGGGCGUGCUGAUGCGCCUGCGCUGGCGGCGCGUGAUCCUGGACGAGGCGCACAUCGUGCGCAACCACAAGGCGGCGACGUCGCUGGCGGUGUCGGCGCUGCGCGCGCGGCGGCGCUGGUGCCUGACGGGCACGCCCGUGCAGAACAAGGACCUCGACCUCUUCGCGCUCAUCAAGUUCCUCCGGUGCACGCCCUUCGACGACCUUACGAUGUGGAAGAAAUGGAUCGAUAAUAAGAGCUUGGGCGGGCAGGAGCGGCUGAGUACCGUGAUGCGGUGCCUGCUCCUGCGCAGGACCAAGCAGCAGCUGCAGCAGCGAGGACAGUUGUCGUGUCUGCCUGAACGUGACACCCACCAGCGACACGUCACGCUCACCAAGCAGGAAAUGAACGUCUACCAAAAGGUGUUGGUGUUCUCCAAGACGCUGUUCGCUCAGUUUCUUCACCAGCGCGCGGAGAAGAACUCGGAUGCGCUCGGCGUCAUUCAGCCCGACAAGGAGAGCGACUACAACAAGAUGCACAAGAAAAUGAUCGCCUUGCAAGGUGCCAAACCAGUAAAAUCCCACGAGAUCCUGGUACUCCUGUUACGUCUGCGGCAAGUUUGCUGCCACUGUGGACUCAUAGCGGCCAUGCUCGACGAGGAGGGCGCCGGCGAGGUGGAGGAGGACCCUGCAGGGAAGGACCUCCUCGCCGAACUGAACAAGCUAUCACUCGAGGACUCCGCCAAGAAGAGAAGGAGUGGUCAAAAUCACGAGCCUGAGGAAGAGGAGGGACCUGAGGAGGGCACCACGGCAGCCGAGGCGAUCAGAUCCGUGCUGUCGCCAAACAACCCGGUGUUCGAGCUGGACAAGCCCUCGUCCAAGAUACAGGCUGUCAUGCAGUGCCUUAAUGAGAACGUGUUUGUUAACAAAGGUCACAAGGCGGUGGUGGUGUCGCAGUGGACGUCGGUGCUGCGGCUGGUGGAGCGCGAGCUGGUGCGCGUGCGCGUGCGGUGCGUGACGCUGAGCGGCGCCGUGCCCGUGCCCGCGCGCCCGCCGCUCAUCAACGCCAUCAACGAUCCCAACUCCGAUGUUAGGGUGAUGCUACUAUCCUUAUGCGCGGGCGGUGUCGGUUUGAAUCUGUGCGGGGCAAACCACCUGUUGUUACGACCCCAUUGGAACCCACAGCUGGAGGAGCAGGCGCAGGACCGCAUCUACCGCGUGGGACAAACCAAGCACGUGCACAUAUACAGGUUCAUGUGCGUGGACACAGUGGAGCAGGCCAUCCGCAAGCUGCAGCAGGCCAAGCUGGACCUGGCAGACAACAUCCUCACCGGCGCGCGGCACACCAACGCCUCCAAACUCACCAUCGAGGACCUCAAGAUGCUGUUCAAUAUGGGACCUCAGUAGAUAUUCUCUAGACAUUUCGGACCGGCCGCCUUGUUAGAUUGGUGAGGACAAUGGCUGCGAACUUAUGCGAGGCUCUCGAUAGGUCUUUUUGCUAAAGGAGCGUAAUUUUUUUUGGUUCCUUGCAAGCGCUUGGGCGGUUCCUCAGUUCUCCACACCUCUUGUCAAUCGACACUAGACACUACUCCGCUUACCAUCAGGUGUAAUAGUGGCACUAAGACAUGGUUAAAACAAAUACCCUAACUCUCAUUUAGACAGCUCUAUUAUGGCUAGGAAUAAUAUUACGCAAUUAUUGCAUUAAAAAAUUGCCCCGUCUGAAUGAGCAAUGGCGGAGCAAUUCUUGCCCUUGUUGAUUACAUGAGACAGAUGUUAUUGCCAGCAAUAAUUGUUCCGUCUAAAUGAGGCCUUAGGGUGAGUACUGUGCCAUACAUUUCAGUAAUUGAUUUGGUGGUCCUGUUUAGGGCAGUUUGCCAUAAAGCGAGGAUCCUACUCGUCUAAGAUAUUUUAAUGUUCGCAGAGGUUUUACUUUGUCAGAUUUCGUCUGUUGGUCAUGCCCACCUGCGAUACCAAUAAUGUUAAAAUGUAUAUUUUUAAGUAAUAUGUAAUUUUGC
This is a messenger RNA of Manduca sexta (tobacco hornworm), 3077 nucleotides long. RefSeq names its product transcription termination factor 2-like. Gene Ontology annotation, molecular function: ATP binding; ATP-dependent chromatin remodeler activity. NCBI's taxonomy places the organism in Eukaryota, Metazoa, Arthropoda, Insecta, Lepidoptera, Sphingidae. The record is from RefSeq and is a predicted model, not a curated record.